AAAUAUUAACUAUUUCAUACGAAAACAUUUAAAGUAGCUUUAGUCGAAGAACAGCAAUGGCGCACUCCACAGACUUUUAUCUUCGUUAUUAUGUUGGCCACAAAGGCAAAUUUGGACACGAGUUUCUUGAAUUUGAAUUUAGACCCGAUGGUAAAUUACGGUAUGCUAACAAUUCAAACUACAAAAAUGAUACUAUGAUCAGAAAAGAGGCCUUUGUUCAUAAAUCAGUAAUGGAAGAAUUAAAGAGAAUUAUUGAAGACUCAGAAGUAAUGCAAGAAGAUGAUACAUUAUGGCCAUCACCUGAUAGAGUUGGUAGACAGGAAUUAGAAGUUGUGAUUGGUGAUGAACAUAUUUCUUUUACUACGUCUAAAAUUGGUUCAUUAGUUGAUGUUAAUCAGAGCAAAGAUCCAGAGGGUUUAAGAACAUUUUACUACUUAGUGCAAGAUUUGAAAUGUUUAGUGUUCUCACUUAUUGGCUUACACUUUAAAAUUAAACCAAUUUAAGAACUGUCUUAUAAAUUUUGGGGUUUACAUUACAUAAAUUAAUAAAUCAUCAACCGUAAUUCAUAUUUGUUUGUAAAUAGAUGUUUAUUUUUUAAGCCUGUUAUUUUGUCAAGUUUUUCUAAAUAGUAAUCAUUUACUUGAAGAAAUUAAGAUAUCCAUUAAAAAUUAGAUUUUAUGUAUUUUAGUUUCAUGUAACUCAUAUUAUAUUUUAUCACUCUUGAUGAGGUUUGUGUGUUGAAUUUUGAAAUGACGAUCAAUCUUUGAAAUGAUACAAUGGUCAACCUUUUGAAAUGAUACAGUCAAGGUCAAAACCUUUUGAAAUGAUACAAUCACAGUCAAUCUAUAUCAUUUUGUAAAUCAUAGCUAUUUAUCAGUUGACUUCUGUUAUAAUUUCAUUCAUAAAUCAUGUGUACAUUUUGAAAAAUGAAUAAUAAAACUUAUAUCAUUUAAAAAUGGUUUUGUGUUCAGGAUGUAUGCAUUAAUUUUAAAAGUUGGCAUAAUAUGUAUGCCAGAACAUUUUUUAUAUGUGCUGCUCAAUAAAGAACAUUUUCUGUUUAGGUUAAACAUACAUUAUGCAAGAGCUAAAUCUGCCUAUUGCAGGUCUUUCUUUAGGCCUGAAAUAUUAUAUAAACUAUUAAUUAGACAUUUAUUAACAUGAAAAGACUUUCGAUGCUAUAUUAUGUGUCAGAUUGUCACUGGAUUUGAAUCCGUUCUGCUGCUCAACACGCAUUGAUGAUUAAAUAAAAAAAUGGAUAAUAGCAAUUUGACAGAAAUUUUCAGCUUAUUCCCUUUACAUUGUCUAGUUUUUAUCCGCCCAAAUUGAAAUGUAGUCGUAUAUUGUUGUCGCCCCUGUCCGGCUGGCGUCCACAAUUGCUUGUGGAUGCUCAAGAGGCUAAAAUAAAUAUCCGAUUGACUUUGAAUUUAUACAAAGUGUUUAAGGUUGUGAGGUGAAGAAGUCCGGUGAUUUUCAAUGAUUUCCAAUAAUUACUACCAGAGUUAUGGCCCUUGAUCACUUUAAAAAAUCUUGUGGCUGCUAAGUGGGGGACAUCAGUAUUGGCUUACUUACUUUAUGGUUAAAGAUACAUUAUGUAAGAUUUAGAUAAAGAACUAGCCAUUCUUGCUAUAAUAGUUCGAAAGUAGAUGAUAUAAAAUGAAUAAUUUGAAAAUUUCAUUCAAAUUACUCUAUUGCAAGCGAAGAUAUUAGCCUUUGAGGGUUUGAUAGACGUGUGCAAUAAUUUCAACCACCGUACUGGUUGAUCGAAGCUAAGUCUCGGUCCUCCAUAUUUGAUUAAAUCAAAGUAUCGCUGAACCAUUCUAAUCUAUUUAAUAUUUGAGAAAUCUGAUGCCAUCGAGAGUUGAUUAAGGCCUGGAUCAGUUAAUUAAUGUUUAAUUAAUACUUUAGAAAACAUUUCAGGCCCAAAGAAAGACCUGCAAUAGGCAGAUUUGGCUCUUGCAUAAUGCAUGUUUAAUCAUGCAACAGUUUAUAUGGUUAAAUGACUUAGCUGCUAUGGGCGUAUGUUUCAUAUAACAGGUUAAUAACAGGUUGAUAUUAAUUGGGAGUGAAGGAGAACUGCAUAAAGUAUGUGAAAAACAAAUAUUUACUUUGCACUGCCAUCUUUAAUUUAAACAAUACAUGUAUUCCAUUCACUUGUACAUGGCAAUAUUACGAAAUAAAAAAGUGUAGGUCGGCACAUCUUCCUUAA
This is a messenger RNA of Patella vulgata (common limpet), 2206 nucleotides long. Its product is annotated as protein mago nashi homolog. The record is from RefSeq and is a predicted model, not a curated record. NCBI's taxonomy places the organism in Eukaryota, Metazoa, Mollusca, Gastropoda, Patellidae. Gene Ontology annotation, cellular component: catalytic step 2 spliceosome; exon-exon junction complex; nucleus. Gene Ontology annotation, biological process: RNA splicing. The coding region runs from base 57 to 503 and encodes 148 amino acids. The transcript has 5 exons.